Cyprinodon tularosa is the source of this 7212-nucleotide messenger RNA. Its product is annotated as filaggrin-2. The coding region runs from base 876 to 6095 and encodes 1739 amino acids. The transcript has 43 exons. NCBI's taxonomy places the organism in Eukaryota, Metazoa, Chordata, Actinopteri, Cyprinodontiformes, Cyprinodontidae. The record is from RefSeq and is a predicted model, not a curated record.
GUAAAGUGGGAAGAGGAGGAGGAGGGGAGGAGGAGAGGGGGGCUGAUCGGGGCGGGCUCAAGCCUUUCUUCAAACUCAAUAUUUUAUACUUUUGAUACACCCUGACGGUGGAAUUCAUUCCUCUUUUCCCGGCCGAUCCCAGAUCUAGGACACCGCUGAGCUAUCAGAGCACAACCAUCUACGGUGUGAUUAAAAAAAAAAAAGUAUCCGGCGGACUGCAAAUAAACCAACAAACAGCGCGCAGGUCAGAUUGAUGUCGGGAGUCCAGUGAGGACGGUGGCGGGGAAGGAGUACAGUGGAUGGUCGGAGAGGAUUUAUAGUACUGACCGGCCGCACAGAGACCCGUGAAAGAAAGUGCUUUUGAUCUAUAACGGGAGCCAAAGCGAUCUGAACCCUUCAAUGGAUCUACCCGACGACGCAGUGGAUCCUUUUUCAUCUUUCCCAACCGGAACCUCUGUUGAGCUACAGGACCCGGCGCUCUGAAACAUGGAUCCCCGCGAGCAUCUCCCACCCAACUCAAUGCAACAUUAUAGUAAAAGUAAACGCCUAGAUUCGUCUAUGUAACAGUAUCCGCCCAUCUUUUCCUUUGGAAAUCACCCGUCCCAGGCAAAAAACUGUGUUCCCCUGGGGGACGUCAGUAUCUGUCAGUAUCUGUCAGGUGACACUCAGUGAAAGCUCCAGAUUCAGUUGUCUCCGUUCACCCAAGGGAUUUCAUUAAAAAGCUACGAGGCAAGUCUUUUUUCUAAAGUCGCAUGGUCAUGAUGCUCACUUUCUCUUUGUGAUCACCGCUCCAUGCGCUUUACCCCUUAUCUGAGCUCUCUGGCCCCCACACCCUGUGUCGGACCCUGUUCCAUACACCCCUCCCCAGACCUGCCAUGCUCCUCCGGGCUACGUUGUUGCUGUUGCUGCUGCUGCAAUGUUUGGCCUCCGCCCUUGGCCAGUACAACAUGUGCAAGUCCCUGGUGAGCACGGACGAAGGCUCGGUGUGGGAGCAUUACGCAUGCCAGCCCAGUCCCGCGUCCAUGAAAGACUACAUGCGCAUCAAGGUGGAUCCGCCCGGAAUCACAUGUGGAAAUCCUCCCGAGAGGUUCUGCACUCUGGAGAACCCAUACUUGUGCAGCGAUGAAUGUGAUGCCUCCAACCCAGACUUGGCCCACCCUCCUCAGCUGAUGCAGGACCGUGAACGCAACGGCCUAAUCACCUAUUGGCAGACAGUAACCUGGGGUCGACACCCUGAGCCUCUGCUAGCCAACAUCACCAUGUCUUGGAACAAGAGUCUGGAGCUCACCGAUGACAUCCAGAUCACGUUUGAAUACGGCCGUCCCACAAUCAUGGUUCUGGAUAAGUCCAUGGACCACGGAAAGUCCUGGCAACCGUACCAGUUCUAUGCUGAUGACUGCCAAGACGCCUUUAACAUGCAGGCCAAACAAGUGCGUGACUUCUCUCCCACAAACCUCACUCGGGUCAUUUGUACUGAGCAGUACUCGCGCUGGGUUGGCUCCAAGAAUGAUAAGAACGUGAAGUUUGAGGUGAGGGACCGCUUUGCUGUGUUUGCUGGCCCUCGGCUGCAGAAUAUGGACAGCCUGUACACCCGCAUGGAAAGUAUGAAGGGACUGAGGGACUUCUUUACCUUCACCAACCUAAGGUUGAGGUUGCUGCGGCCUGCGCUCGGAGGCACCUACGUCCAGAGAGAUAAUCUGCUAAAGUACUUCUACGCAAUCUCCAAUAUUGAGGUUCCUGCAAGGUGUAAGUGUAACCUCCAUGCCUCCCAGUGCCUGCUGAUUGAAGGGAACCUCCAGUGCCAGUGUGAACACAACACCACCGGGCAAGAUUGCCAGCGAUGCAAGAAAGGCUUCAAAGCCAAGUCCUGGAAAGCAGGUUCCUACCUGCCUCCGCCAACUGGAACCCCCAACACCUGUGCAAUUGCUGGUUCGCCCUCCGGUUCUAACAGGAAAGGAGCUGAAGAUGAAGUUGAAGCUGAACCCGGAACUGAUACAAUAAUCAUCUCUGAGGCUGAUGGGUCGCAGGCUGUUGCACAUAAUCCGUUUGGUGCUUCUGUGAAAGACAACUCGGAACUCACCAUCCCUGCUGAUGAACGUGGAAACUCACUUGUCAGUUCUGUUAACUCUCACCAUGUUGAUAUAGGUGAAGACAGCAGAGCUCCGGCAGCAGAAAGCAGAUUUACAGAGAACUCAGUGCCUCAAACGCACCAUGCUUUAUCCACCAGCAUUUCCUCUGAGCCUCCACUGAUACCAGUGGGACAAUCUGACACACUUCCUGUCAGAACAGAGGUUCAUCCUCCUCCCUCGUCCUCUCUGCUGGGGGAACACAGAGUUUCCCCUACACCACGGGAGUUAAUUCAUUCAGAAACAGUCCAUGAACACUCACAUCUGCCUCACCCUGUCCCAGAAGUUUCUUCCCAUCACUCUGUCAAAAAUAUUCAUCAUCACCAUAAAGCCAUAGAAGAGUCCGCUGUCCAAGUUCAGCAUCACUCAAGGUCAACUGAAGCAGGUGCCCACAGGUCUGGGGAACCCCGAGAUGAGACUGGUGGCCACAAACCAAAACCUUCGUCUGGGCAUGAAGAAAGGGGGGAGGAGGAGGGAAAUGCAGUGGCAAAAGACAACCACAGAUCUGAAGAGUACAGACAUGUAACUCAUGGCCACAAAGUGCCUUUUUCUGAGCAUGGAGAGGCAGGGAAGCAAAUAGAAAGUCACAAUGAAAUGACAGACCAUCAUAGAUCUAUAGGACACAUACUCGAGAGUCAUGAACAUAAAACAAAAGUCCCCUCUGGGCACGGCGAGGACAGCAAUGAGACUGAGAGGACAGUUUCCUAUAUGUCAGAAGGGCAUGUAUCUGAGGUUCCCAGGUCACCUGUCUCAUCUGGUCAUGGUGAGGAGCAGCACACAAAGAUAAACGACCACAAGACAGAAAGACUUGGACAUGAGACACAUGGUCACAAAACGACUUUCCCUGAACAUGAAGAGGGGAAAAAAACAAAGACUCAAACAGAGGGUCAUGGACAUGAGACACAUGGUCAGAGAACAGCUUUGCCUGAAAGUGAAGAAGAAAAAAACACAAAGACUCAAACAGAGGGACACGGUCAUGAGACACAUGGGCGUAGAAUAACUUUACCUGAACAUGUGGAGGAAAAAAGCACAAACACUCAAACAGAGGGACAUGAGAUACAUGGUCACAGAACACCUUUAUCUGAACACAAAGAGGGGAAUGAAAAAAAGGAAGAAACAGAGGGACACGGGCCUGUAAUACAUGGUCACAGACCACCUUCACCUGAACACCAAGAGGGAACAAACACAAAGACUGAAACAGCUCACAGUAAUUAUGGAGAAAAUGUACAUCAGGCUCAUGGCCAUGAAGCAACACCAUCUGUACAUGGAGCAAAGGAGACUGGAAAAAAUGCAAAGAUGCAAGACGUGCAUAGGCAGGCAACUCAUGGACACAUUAAAGCAGAUGGUCACGGACACGAGGAACCUCCAGACAGGACAGCUGAAAUUAAAGUGUCCCAUAUGCCUGAGCAACAGCUUCAUGGAACUCAUGGCCACAAAGCUUCCUCUGAACAAGGCCACCACACAUCUGAGGAGCAUGCACAUGGGACUCAUAACCAUCAGACAUCAUCACAUCAUGGGUCUGAGGAGCACAUAGAAAGACAAGCUGAAAGGAAAGACCAGCACACAUCUGUGGACCGCACACAUGUAAUUCCAAGUCAAACAUCAUCCCAUCAUGUUGAGGAGAGAAAAGCUGUUUCAGUCUCCCACACAUCUGAUGGACAUGCUCAUGAAGCUCAUGGCCAUAAAGCUGCAACUUUGUCUGAGCAUGAAACAGAUGAGGGAGGGCAUAGUAACACCCAGAAGACAGUCUCCCAGAUGCAUGAGGGCCACGGACAAGGGCACAAAACAACAGCCUCACAUGGACAUGGGGAGGAGAGGCAUGGACACAAUAAAGUAGAAAGGACAGAUCCCCAUCAUUCUAGCGGACAUGUACAUGCUUCUCAUGGUCACGAAUCAGUAACCCCACAUGGACACGGAGAAGAGGGACAUAAAAACACAAACACUGAGAUGACAGAUCCUCAAGAGUCUGAGACCAAAGUACAUCAUGGUCACACAUCAACUACACCACAUGGACACGGAGAAACGGAGCAUACAGUCAGGAAGGUUGAAAACACAGAUGUGUCUCAUAAUCAAGUACAUCAUGGCCACGAAUCAACUACCUCACAUGGACAUGGAGGAAUGGAGCAUACAGUCAGGAAAGUUGAAAACACAGAUGCUCAUGUGUCUCAUAAUCAAGCACAUCAUGGUCAUACAUCAACUACCUCACAUGGACAUGGAGGAAUGGAGCACACAGUCAGGAAAGAUGAAAGCACAGACGCUCAUGUGUCUCAUAAUCAAGUACAUCAUGGUCAUACAUCAACUACCUCACAUGGACAUGGAGAAAUGGAGCACACAGUCAGGAAAGAUGAAAGCACAGACGCUCAUGUGUCUCAUAAUCAAGUACAUCAUGGUCAUACAUCAACUGCCUCACAUGGACACAGAGAAACGGAGCAUACAGUCAGGAAAGAUGAAAGCACAGAUGCUCAUGUGUCUCAUAAUCAAGUACAUCAUGGCCACGGACCAACUACCUCACAUGGACACGGAGAAACGGAGCACACAGUCAAAAAAGAUGAAAGCACAGAUGCUCAUGAUUCUCAAAAUAAUUUACAUCAUGGUCACAAAUCAACUACCUCACAUGGACACGGAGAGACAAAGCAUACAGUCAGAAAAGUUGAAAGCACAGAUGCUCAUAUGUCUCACUCUCAUCUACAUCAUGGUCACAAAUCUCCAUCUUCACAAGCGUACGGAAAUGCAGAACAUUCACACCAUAAAGCUGAAAGGACAGAUCCUGUGGAGUCUCAUGGACAUGCACAUGAAAAUCAUGGUCACAAUUCAGCAGCCUCACAUGGCCACGGAGAGGAGGGGCAUUCACACAGAAAAGUUGAAGUGAAAGAGCCUGGUAACUCCCAUGGACAUGAAAGUCAUGCUCACCGAUCAACAGCCUCACAUGGGCAUGGAGCAGAGGCGCACGCACCCAGAAAUACUGAAAGGACAGACCCUACCAGGUCUCAUGUACAUGGGAGUCAUGGGCACAGAUCAGAGCAUGGAGUGGAGAGGCAUACCCAAGUCCCAGCUCCUCAUAAGUCUGAAGAACAUGGCCACAAAUCAAUAACUUCAUCAGAACAUAACCUGAAAAGUGGAGUUAAUGGAGAAAGCAAGAGGACAGUCUCUCAUGUUUUUGAGGAACACACUCACAGCACUCAUGGACACCAGUCAGCCAUCUCAUUAGGGCACGGGGAGGAUGGGGGGGAUACCCACAGCCAUAGUAAGGCUGGAAAUGAAGAGCACAGUUUCUUUGAAAACCCUGAGAGAGGAAGAAGUGGUCAUGGAACCACAAGACACGGUGCCUGGAAAGAGGGUGACGAGGAAAAAGGAAAAGGGAAAAAGAAAGGACUUCUGAAACUUUUGAUCUCAGGAGAGCCCCAGGUCGAACAGUUACUGGGGAUCAUUUACGACAAUUUUAAAGACUGUGAGUGCUAUGGCCACUCCAACCGCUGCAGCUACAUCGACUACCUGAACAUCGUCACUUGUGUCAGCUGCAAGCACAACACCAGAGGCCAGAACUGCCAACACUGCAGACUGGGAUACUUCCGCAACGCCUCUGCCGAACUGGAUGAUGAGAACGUCUGUGUUGAGUGUAACUGCAACCAGCUAGGCUCCGUGCAUGACCGCUGUAACGGCACAGGCUUUUGCCAGUGUAAAGAUGGAGCCACGGGGGCCAAAUGUGACGACUGCCUGCCAGGAUACUACUGGAAACAAGGCUGUUACGCUAACGUUUGUGAUGAGGAGAUGCUCCUUUGCCAGAACGGGGGAACGUGCUACAUGAACCAGAAGUGCAUCUGCCCUCCAGAGUUUAAAGGGGUAUUGUGCCAACAGACCCGCUGCGAAGCGGGCAAGGACUGCAACCUUGCCACUUCGCCGCACCUCUCCACGGCCACCCUUCUGCUCUGCACUCUAAGCUACCUGCUGGCCACGUUAUCACACCACUGAGCCACGAAAAAGCCGCCCCCCCCCCCCCCCCCCUCCUGUCCACCUUUAAGACACUAGAAGAGUGCGCAUAUAAGUGUGUAUAAACACACUAAAAGGGGAACGGGGGGAGACGACAAAGAACAUGAGGGGAGAGCCUGUCGAGUCAUGGACCCCUGCAACAGCACUCCAACAAGCACACACUCUCACCAAACACUACCUAAGCCCCGGCAAGCUCACACCUAUACACCUCACAGGACUGUUAUGACACCGAGUGUGUUCUCAGGUGUGAGAAGGACAAGCAGAGAAAUAAACGCCUCAGAGAGAAGAGAUGCAGUCGAAGGGGAAGAAAAUCAUACCAACCACUGUUCCCUUUAUUUCUCAGCUGGAGCAAUGUGCAUCAAACCAAAAAGCAUAAAAGAAAACACUUAAAUCACCACUGUCUCACUUCAAAGGGAAUGGCUGUUAAAAAAAAAGAAAAGAAAGAAAACCACCAGGAUCUACUUUUUUUCUGUUUCCCUUCUUCUUGGUUGAGUUAAAGAUGUCUCAUCUGUUAGACUGACAGCUGACGUUUGUGUGAAGGUGUGCGCGUGUGUGUGGUCAGACCGGCGGAUCCAAAUGAGCUUGUUUAAUUCUGCUGCUACGGCCUACAUAGUAUAUUAUCCAAGUUUCAUUUCUCCCCAAGAAGAUGAGACUUGAUUUGACAUUUGUUCUUUUUCUGCUGCAUUUUUAUUUUGAGAUGUACCUUCAGCCCACUAGCAGUCGCUGAGAUUAUAUAUAUUAUAUCAUAUACGGGGGGAGGGGGUUAUGAAUAAAUAAAAAAAGACAAAGAGGAAAUUAGUCACUAUUAUGGUUGUUGUAGGAAUGAGUGAUUGUUGCCACGCUUAACGAGAUUUAAUCCUCACACUGUAUUCAGAAAGCAGAGUUUACCAACUUUCAACUAAUCAGAUGUCUAAAGAAGAGAAGGAAAGAUGUAAACCACGUAUCAAUUAUAUGACAUUAUUUGAAUAUUUUUUGUAGAAAUUAUUUUUGUUUGAAGUUACAAUAAAUUAUAAAAAAAAAAUAAAUUUACAACUAUUCCUUAUGUGCAUUUUAUUACACUGAUUGUAAAGCUUAAAGUAAAUAUGACUGUUAUUUGCCA